UACAUUCUGUCUGAAUUCUGAAUUCUGAUUAGAGAAUAGCGAAUUGAGGUUUUUGAGGUCUAUAUUUGCAGUUGCGAUUAAAUUUGUUUGGUUAAUUUCUAAAUACUUAUUAAUUCAGUCCAGUAAACGAUAAAUUCAUAUUCAAUAUAAAUAUAACGGAUACCUGCUCCUUUUGUGCUAUUUUAUGAUCAUUCAUUAGGCGAUAUAUUCAUAAUUUUAUUUGUUCCUAUUUGAUGACAUUUUGUGGCUGUCUUUAAAACAUUGCUGUGCAAAUGGAUGAUAUAGUGAUUUCACCAGGACACAAAAUGGGCGAUUCCGCCUCAGAGAGUGAUUCGAGUUCUCUAGACGGCGGAGCAAUGUUACCCACCAGCACAGUCUCUAGAGACCAAUUGCAAAAAAGAAUUGAAUCUUUACAGCAGCAAAAUAGAGUUCUUAAGGUUGAACUUGAUACAUACAAACUGAGAGUGAAAGCAUUACAGGAAGAAAAUCGUGCAUUAAGGAAGGCAUCAGUAUCCAUACAAGCAAAAGCAGAACAAGAGAAAGAGUAUAUUUCCAAUACCCUACUAAAAAAAAUUCAAGCAUUGAAGAAGGAAAAGGAGACUCUUGCUCAUCAUUAUGAAAGGGAAGAGGAGUGCUUAACAAAUGACUUGUCUAGGAAGUUGAAUCAGCUGCACCAAGAAAAAUGUCGCUUGGAAGAAACAUUGGAACAAGAGCAGGAAUGCUUAGUUAAUAAAUUAAUGAGAAAAAUCGAAAAACUUGAAGCUGAAACUCUUGCAAAGCAAACAAAUUUAGAAAAACUCAGAAGAGAAAAGGUUGAGUUGGAGAAUACUUUAGAACAAGAACAAGAGGCGUUAGUGAACAGGCUAUGGAAGAGAAUGGAUAAGCUAGAAGCUGAAAAACGUUCCUUACAGAUAAGGCUUGACCAACCUGUGUCAGAUCCCGCUAGUCCAAGGGAAAUCAGCAAUGGUGACACUGCAUCAAAUCUUAGUAAUCACAUUCAAACACUACGCUCAGAGGUUGUAAAAUUAAGAAAUCAAUUGACCGUGUCUCAGAAUGAAAACAAAGAAAAAAUGCAACGUUUUGCAUUAGAAGAGAAACAUAUCCGGGAUGAAAAUGUUCGCUUGCACCGAAAACUGCAACAGGAGGUUGAAAGACGCGAAGCCCUGUGUAGACAUCUCUCUGAAAGUGAAUCAUCUUUAGAAAUGGAAGAGGAAAGGCAAUUCAAUGAAGCCCUAUGUGCGCGGUCGCGUAGCGUGUCGUCGCCGGGCGGGUCGCGGCCCCUGUCGCCGUACGCGUCGCCGCUGUUGCCGGGCUCCGGUAUGCCGCUGUCCAGACCGGCGCUGCAUUUUAACUCGCAGCAGGCGCGACGUGCUAGCGAGCGGUUUGUGAAGCCGGCGGUGCCGGGCGCGGGCGGUGCGGGUGGCGCUUGCGGCGCGGGGGGAGUAUGCGGCGCGCUGCGGCCGCUCGAGCCGCCGCCCUUCAGCCCCGCGUCCCCCGCGCCCACCUCCCCCGCGCCCUCGCCCGCUAUUACCCAGCCCGCCAGCCCCAUGGACACGUCUUCUAAAGAUUAGGCAGCAGCAUUCAGCGCGUUCGAAUUUCAAAAUUUGCUUUUUCGCCAGCCAGGAACGUGGGCACGUCUUCUAAAGACUACAUCGGCAAUGAGCGCGUACCAAAUUCAGAGUUUGCUUUUUUGCCAGCCAGUAUACAAGCCGGUAACUUGUACUCGUCUUCGAAAAAUCAAACAACGUGCGACAUGUGUUCUGAAGAAUAAACAUCAGCACUAAGUGCACACCUAUUUCAAAAUUAUUCCUUUCGCCAGCCAGGAUAGGUCUUCUAAAGACUACUAGCCCGAACUUGAGUUCGUGUUCUUAAUUCAAAAUUAUCUUUUUCGUUAAACAGAAUAUCUAUAUACCCACUUUCUUGACGA
Molecule: messenger RNA, 1927 nt
Organism: Zerene cesonia (dogface butterfly)
Lineage: Eukaryota; Metazoa; Arthropoda; Insecta; Lepidoptera; Pieridae
Product: coiled-coil domain-containing protein 6
Exons: 11
Coding region: 273-1571 (432 amino acids)
Source: RefSeq, a predicted model, not a curated record